Molecule: messenger RNA, 3191 nt
Organism: Mangifera indica (mango)
Lineage: Eukaryota; Viridiplantae; Streptophyta; Magnoliopsida; Sapindales; Anacardiaceae
Exons: 8
Coding region: 422-2956 (844 amino acids)
Source: RefSeq, a predicted model, not a curated record
CCUCUCAUUUAUCAAAUCUCUUCUCUUCCCUCUCCCUCCCUCCCUCGCUCUCUCUCUCUCUCUCUCUCUCUCUCUCUCUCCGUUUUUUUCUUCACAAUUUUGUUUGUCCGCCUCUUAACUUUACUUCCGCUCCACACUGCAACGUAUUGCGCUUGGUUUCUGUCUGUUAAACGAUUUGAAGACUUGAUGCCGGGUCGAUCUGAUGGUUUUAUCUCAUUGUCUUCAUGUGUCUGAAGACAGUGAAGAUGACCAUAAUGGCGAGGAUGAUGAUACAAACUGAGAUGAUUGUCAUUUUUUUGCGAUAAUCUGAUCUUGAAAGGAAGUGUCUGCUUGGAUUAAUUGUAAAUAAAUGCACUUUCUAAAGCAUUUUCAGCAGAUGGGUUGAUAAGUUUUGGUUGAUUGUAAUUUUAGUUUUGAAGUAAUGGCUAUAGCUGGUCUGCAGAAUGUUUCUGUGCUUGAUUCCUCUUUCCUUUGCGAGUCUCGGUCGCAAACAUCACGGAGGAGAGGAGGUGAAGAGAGCAGAAGCACCCGACCAUCCCCACUCUUGCAAAUGUGGCGGGAGUUUGAGGAUGAACACGUGGCAAGUCAUUCCCAUGAGAGGGUCAAUGAAAGACUGCCAGAAGAAGAGGUUAAUGGGUUGACUGCUGACCUUGCAAGGACAGAUAUGUCUGAAAGCCUAGGCAGUGAACAUGGUGGUGGAUCUGAGGAAGCAAGUGUGAGUGAAAAUGAGUUUGUACAAUGGUCUCCAAAUCGAUUUGGGACACAAAAUGGGCAUGGGGAUCCUAGCAAUCUUAAUUAUGAUCGUUCUUCUCGUUUAGGGGAAGUUGAAAGGGAGAGGGUAAGGCAAAUUUUUCGGGAAUGGAUGAAUACUGGGGCCAGAGAAUGCCCAUCUAAUAUUUCUCGUAUGAACCAAACUCCAAGGGCUGAAUGGCUGGGUGAAACUGAGCAGGAGAGGGUGAGAAUUAUAAGAGGGUGGGUGCAACUGAAUAGCCAGCAAAGAGGUGCUUGUGGUGAUAGCAGAGAAGAACAAACAACCGAAAUGGGUGGUCAGAUUGAACAAGUUCUUGAUGGGUUGGUUGUCAACCAAAAUGACCAAACUGAGCAUGUCCGGAGCCGGAGGGGCAUUCGUAGAUUAUGUGGCAGACAAGCUUUGCUUGACAUGAUUAAAAAUGCCGAAAGUGAAAGGAAAAGGGAGCUUCAAGGUUUGUUGGAGCAUCGAGCUGUAUCAAAUUUUGCUUAUCGGAACCGCAUUCAAUCGCUACUUCGAGGUAGGUUCUUGCGAAAUGACCGAGUGGUUGAGGAUGAGAGACCCAGGUCCACAGCAGCUAGGGAGUUAGGUUUGUUGAGGCAAAGACAUACGGUUUCUGGUCUAAGGGAAGGAUUUAUCUCCAGGUUAAGCAGCAGCCAUUCUGAUACCUCAUCUAACGCUGACAUCAAUGGUAACCGAAAUGAACAAUUCCAAACAAACAAUUCACAGGAAGUUAUGGAUGAUUUUCGUGAACCAUCUGAACUUGAUAAUGACGAAAAUGCAAGCCACAGUUCAUCAGAUGGUAGAGCUGAUAUAGGAGUUGAUAUUAUUGAAAAUGUAAAUUUGCAAGAAACCACUGCUAGUGUAGAAGAGUGGCAGGAACAAGUGUCUGAAAAUGAGGAUAGAGAGUGGGAAAGGUCAGCCAAUGCUGAAAUCACUGAGAGGAGAUAUAAUGCUGGACGGGGCUUGAAUGAAGACUGGCAGGGCAAUACUGCAAAUGAAUUGUCUCAAGAAACUUUGCGAAAUGAACAUGCAGUGAAUCCUCAUCUGGGAGAAACUGGUGAAGUAUCAUAUGAACUGGCUCAGCGAAGUCGUGAGGAAAGUGCAACUCAUGGAUCAACACAUGCUGCAGAUAAUUUAGAAGGCAACUUGAUUGAAGAUGUGGUUGGGCAAGAAUCUGCUGCUAUUGUAGAGGAUUGGCAGGAACAAGUUUUUGGAAAUGAGGAAAGAGAAAUAGAUUGGCAAGGGGCUAGUUUAGAAUCUAAUGAAUGGAGAGAUGAUGAUGGAGAAGAUGUUAAUGAAAAUCACCAGGAAAGUGCUGCUAACCAAUGGACCCAAGACACAGAACAUGAUCAUCUACAAGAUGGUUUUCAAGAGGCCGUACGGAAUUGGUUAGAAGGGCCUGCCGAUACAGAAACUUAUCCUGUUGGAAGGAUGGAUACAGUUUAUCUACCUGAUGAUGAUAAUGUGUAUAAUACGGAACUCAGGGAACUCCUGAGCAGGAGGAGUGUGUCUAAUCUUCUUCGUAGUGGUUUCCGUGAGAGUCUUGAUCGACUGAUACAAUCAUAUGUGGAAAGGCGAAGUCAUGCUCCAAUUGAUUGGGAAAUACAUGCAACAUCUACUGCGGCUGCAGCUGCAUCAGAAGAACAAGAUCUAGAGCAGCAAAAUGGGGAUCAGACUGAAGGCCAACGGGAUGCAGUUGAGAGUCCACCACUUGGUAUGCCUUCACCCCCAGUAGCCCCUGUUCAGCCACUCUGGGAUCAUGCAUCUCACCAGGAUCAUUGGCCACCCCAUGACAUCCAUCAGCGCUUUGGGAUUGAGUGGGAGAUCAUUAAUGAUUUAAGGAUUGACAUGACUAGGCUGCAGCAAAGGAUGAAUAACAUGCAGAGGAUGCUGGAGGCCUGCAUGGAUAUGCAACUUGAGCUGCAGCGCUCAAUAAGGCAAGAAGUAUCUGCUGCGCUGGAUCGUUCAGCUGGUUCACCAGGAAUAUGUGAAGACACUAUGCCAGAAGACAGAUCUAAAUGGGAUUAUGUGAGGAAGGGAGUUUGCUGUGUAUGUUCUGAUAGCAAUAUUGAUUCCUUACUGUACAGAUGUGGGCACAUGUGCUCAUGUUCAAAAUGUGCAAAUGAGUUGGUCGAAAGUGGAGGAAAGUGUCCAAUGUGUCGGGCUCCUGUAGUGGAGGUGAUUCGUGUAUAUUCUGUCUUAUGAUAUUAACGAGAAUUAAAUGAAAGGGUAGAAGUUGGAUUAACACAGUAUAGAAUCUUAAUCAGUUUUUCCCCCUGGAGUCUUCCGGGUAUUUCUUUUUUUAUUUAAUUUCUUUUUUGGUUUCUUGCCUUGUGAUCCAUAUAGUCAUAGUUGAGUGUAUGAUUGAUGAAACAAAUGGUGUUGAUUUAUUUUUCAGAUCUAAAUAAAUUAGCGAGUGGAAAUAUCUUUUGCUUACAAA